Molecule: messenger RNA, 2036 nt
Organism: Dama dama (fallow deer)
Lineage: Eukaryota; Metazoa; Chordata; Mammalia; Artiodactyla; Cervidae
Gene: IFI44L
Product: interferon induced protein 44 like
Exons: 8
Coding region: 121-1356 (411 amino acids)
Source: RefSeq, a predicted model, not a curated record
CAGGAAGCCACUGAUCUCAACAGAACCUUUAGUCUCCAAACUCUGUCUAGUCCAUAAGUGUGACAGAGCACUUAACACUCCAUUAAUCCUUGUCCCAAACUGAAAGGCUGAAACAGAACAAUGGCAGUGACAACCCGAUGGACAUGGAAUGAGGAAAGAAGUUUUCAAAAGCUGCUUGGAAAUGUUUCUCUGAGACUUCUUUAUAAGUCUAGUGUCCAUGGAGAUGACAUUGCAGAAAUGCAGAAUAGGUGCAGAUGUCAAGGAUCCACUAUAACAGUGAUUUAUCAUUCCGACAGUAUUUUUGGUAUCUUUAUGCUUGGGCAUAGUUCUGAAAUGUCUAAAAGUUUUAUAGAGCCAAAUGCUUCCUUCUUUUUUUCACUUCAAAAGGAUGAAACAAUGGAAAUGAAAUCUGUAUUUUUAAAUUCAACAGUGACAAGUAAUAGUAAGAGCCUGAUAUUUAAUUUCUCUAGUUAUGACAAUAAGUAUUUAUCUCUAAAUUUCAGCAAAAGAUGCAUUAAUAUACCUAGAUCUUUAAAGGAAAAAUUAAGAGCAAAAUCUGACUCAAAUUUCAGCAAAAAAGGAGGAAUUAUGUUUUUAGAGGCGGAAUUAAGACCAAAAUCUGACUCAGACUCCCCAUAUUUAGAAUGUGAAGUUUUUCGAGUUGAAGGAAUUAAGGAUGAGACAGGCUACAUAAACAGGAUAACAAGAGCCACACAGCACAGAAAUAGUCUCCUAGCAGACGUCAGAGCCUACAGUCCCUUUGCAAACUUGGUUUCGGAAAUCCGUAUUCUCUUGCUGGGUCCAGUUGGGUCUGGAAAGUCCAGUUUUUUCAAUUCAGUGAAGUCCAUUUUCCAAGGCCAUUUGACUCGCCAAGCCAUAGUGGGAUCUGAUGUCACCAGCAUUACUGAACAGUUUAGUCCCCAUAAACCAAUUACACCCAAGCAUCCUACUUUCAUCACCUCUCCAUCACUGAAAGACAGGAUUCACUGUGUAGCUUUUGUCUUUGAUAUCAACUCUAUGGACAAUCUCUCCUCUAAAAUGAUGGUGAAGUUCAAGCAAAUUCAAAGAGAAGUAAUAAACUGUGGUGUAGCACAAGUAGCAUUACUUACUAAAGUGAAAAAUUGCAAUGAAGUUCUUCAAGACAACUUCUUAAAGAUGAAUAAGGCUAUGAUUUCUCAAAGCCAGAUACAGAAUGCCAACAGGAGACUAGGCAUUCCUCUUUCUAGAAUAUUGGUGGUUGAAAACUAUGCUUCAGAGAGGGAGAUGGACCUUUUAAAGGACAUUCUGAUCCUCUCUGCACUGAAGCAGAUGUUCCAGGCUGCAGAUGACUUCUUAGAGGAUUUGCAUCUUGAGUAAACAGAUGCAACUGCAGGAAUGUUCCAACUCUGCCUCAAUUGACUUGAUUCAGACACUUGGCCCAAGCUGGAGUUGCCAACAGCCUCUUUGAGAUUCUGCUUCUACUUGUGUUUUACUUUCUGUCCCGACAACAUCUAGCUGAUGGUUCCUUCUAAGAUCGGUCAUACCUCAAGUACAAUGGCCAAUCUUGAGCAGUAGUGGGCCAACAUAUGUCCUAUUGCAAACCACCUUUCGUAUUUAUGCACUAUUUACAAAUUAAUUUCUAUGACACCUUUGAAUAUAUCCUCAGCAAAAUUAACUGUUCCCUUACUUACUUGUCUUAAUUGUUUCAACACUUAAUUUAAAACUCAGUGUCAGUACUAACCCCACUGAGUAUAAAAUGGUUAUAGAUAUCUGCUUCUCUAAAUAGUGAGCUUUUCACGAAGCAGGGUUUGGAUUUUGCUUAUCUUUGUAUUCACAGAAAUUCACACACUGCCUGGAAGGGUGCAAGCAUACCUGCUAUUAAGCAUAUCUCCCGAUCUCCCCAGUGUGAUAACAUGUAUUUAAAAUUUUUUCCUUAUGAAAAGGAAGACUGUGAGAGAAUGAAAUGCUGGAGAGAAAUAAAGGAAGGAGAAUGUAUCACUUAACUCUGGAUGAAAAUAUGAAUUUAAGUUAAUUAAAAGAAACAAGUGUUCCCAAGA